GGGAGUGGUAGUAGUGUUUUCGUUUACAGCUGACGUUAACCGCACCGUGUCUGCAGACGAAACUUACCUAAUGGUCCGAGGUCGAGCGUUUCAGCUGCAUCCUCUGAUAACAUGAGGCAGGGACUUUAUCUGAUGCGUAAAUGCCGAAAUCUGAACAAAAAUUGGAUGGCUAGAUCCCUCUCAAAUGCCCCACCAGAAGUGGACACAGGUGUUAGUACUGAAACAGAAAAGGCAAGUGCUGGAAAACAUCUUAAGUUUACAGCUACAAGCUCCCGACAGCCAGUCAUUGCAACAGCAGUAGUGACUGAGGUCAGACUGGAAUCCCCUGCAGUAAGAGGCAUAACCCUUCAAGUUGAUAAUCCAGAUUUCAGCUUCAAGGCUGGUCAGUGGAUUGACAUGUUUAUUCCAGGCAUAGAAGCAGUUGGUGGGUUUUCUAUGUAUUCAUCCCCCAACCAGCUUGCUGAAAAAGGAACCCUGGAGCUUGGCAUCAAGUUUUCAAAGUGGCCACCUGCAUUUUGGAUCCAUGAUCAAUGCAAAGUUGGGUCAUCAGUUGCCAUCCGAGUUGGAGGAGACUUCUAUUUUGCCCCUGAAAUUGGGGACCCCUCAUAUGACCUGCUUCUGAUUGCUGGUGGUGUGGGACUAAAUCCCCUGGCCUCAAUAUUUAGUUACGCAAGUCAUCUACAUAAAUUACACCAAGAAAACCAUGAAGAAUAUUGUCCUGGAAAAAUAAAGUUAUUAUAUUCAGCAAAAACAUUUGAAGAUUUGUUAUACAAGGAAGUGUUAGAUACAAUAUCUUCUAAUAAUCCCAACAUGGAAGUUCAAUAUUUUACAACUAGAAGUAUGCCACCAAAGUCCAGUAGUGCAAAAUAUGGACAUAUAACACAGGAAGACUUGAAGAGUGCAGUGAAAUCCCUAAACCUGUCAGUGUUAAAGACCUUUAUUUGUGGACCACCUCCUAUGAUUGAAAAAGUAAAUGAAAACCUCUUGGCAAUUGGUUUAGCUCAGAAUCAAUUGAUAUUCGAGAAAUGGUGGUAGCUUUUAUCUAGAACUGAAGAUCACGUAGGGUUUUUGUAAAUACUCAUAUAUCAUUGGACUGUAUAUCUAUUACCUUGUAUAGGAGUGAGUUUUAUAUAUCAAACUCAGAAUUGACAUUUUUAAUAGAAGGUGAGUUCUGCUAGUAAGGGUCUCAUAUAUUAUCAGAUUACUGAGGCAACUCAUUUAUUUAAAAAUGUAAAUAGCUCAAUAAGUUACUUGAUGCUUUUAAAGUAAAUUAUAUAAUCUGGGCCAAUGAUACUUCAAACAUUAUCAUUGUAUUUCAAAGCUUUAUUGUGUAGAACACCAUUGUAUUUCAAAGCCUUUUUGUUUAGAACACAAAAAGGCUUUGAAAUACAGUGAUAGUGUUUGAUGUAAUCUAUUGUUGUUGAUGUUCAUAAUUGUCCUGUGUAGUUGAAUUUAUACAGUAGUCCAUGGUCAGUGCUCACAGAGAAUGUAUAUUGUGAUGCAGAUAUUUAUUGAAAGUGUAAUUAUCAUAUUCAAAAGAUCCUUUAUUUAAUAAUUAUUUUGAAUAUGA
Penaeus indicus is the source of this 1570-nucleotide messenger RNA. RefSeq names its product oxidoreductase NAD-binding domain-containing protein 1-like. The transcript is spliced from 6 exons. The coding region runs from base 112 to 1035 and encodes 307 amino acids. The record is from RefSeq and is a predicted model, not a curated record. Gene Ontology annotation, molecular function: oxidoreductase activity. Gene Ontology annotation, cellular component: mitochondrion. NCBI's taxonomy places the organism in Eukaryota, Metazoa, Arthropoda, Malacostraca, Decapoda, Penaeidae.